This is a messenger RNA of Strongylus vulgaris, 696 nucleotides long. The record is from the annotation of a GenBank genome assembly. Lineage: Eukaryota; Metazoa; Nematoda; Chromadorea; Rhabditida; Strongylidae.
UCAGGAGGGUUCAUAGGCGAAGCGUCAGGAGUGUUCUCAGGCGAAGCAUCAGGCGAAUUCUCAGGAGAAACAUCAGGCGAAUUCUUAGGAGAAGUUGUAGGCGAAUUCAGUGGCGAAGCCUCAGGCGAAUACACAGGAGAAGCAUCAGGAGAAUUCUCAGGCGAAUUUUCGGGAGAAUUCUCCGGUGAAGCAUCUGGCGAGUUUAUAGGCGAAUUUUCUGGUGAAGCAUCAGGCGAAUUUUCUGGAGAGUUCUCUGGUGAAGCAUCAGGCGAAUAUUCGGGAGAAUUUUCCACUGACGCUUCAGGCGAAUCCUCUAGCGAAACUCCCACGGAGCCCACCCCAGUUCAAGAAACCUCGUCGUCCGUGCCUGUUGAAAUACCAACUGACCGAUGUUCAUCUGAAAUGGUUGCCUGUGUUGCUGGAGCCCCACAACAGAUGCUUUGUCCUGCAAAUCUAAUCUUCGACGAGCGUAAGCAGAUCUGCGAAUAUCCUGAAAAUGUUCCUUGCUAUACAGGGAAGAAAGAAGAGACAGAAAAUUGCGUAAACGACGAAACAAUUGCUCGUGGACCAUGUGAGAACACGUACACGAAAUGUGUGAAGGGACAUCCUUACACUCUUGCCUGUCUUUACGGCCAUGUUUACUCUGCAAAGGAUAAAGCUUGCAAGGAAAUUCGUCAAGUGUCCGGGUGCUACUGA